Molecule: messenger RNA, 2489 nt
Organism: Agelaius phoeniceus (red-winged blackbird)
Lineage: Eukaryota; Metazoa; Chordata; Aves; Passeriformes; Icteridae
Source: RefSeq, a predicted model, not a curated record
UUUCAGGCUGAGUGUUUUGGUCUUGGAUUUCACCCCAAGCUUGGCUGCAGUCACAUGGAGAGCCUGGGGAGCUUGCUUAAGGUCGUGUUGAUCAUGGACAGUGAAGAAAUCCCUACUUUUUCGAGUCCAAAGGAGGAAACUGCCUAUUGGAAAGAGCUUUCCUUGAAGUACAAGCAAAGCUUCCAGGAGGCUCGUGAAGAGCUGGCUGAGUUCCAGGAGGGAAGCAGGGAAUUAGAAGCUGAGUUAGAGGCACAGCUCGUGCAAGCUGAGCAGAGGAACAGAGACUUGCAAGCAGAUAACCAAAGACUGAAAUAUGAAGUGGAAACUUUAAAGGAGAAACUGGAGCACCAGUAUGCCCAGAGUUACAAGCAGGUGUCGUUGUUGGAGGAUGACCUGAGCCAGACCAGGGCCAUCAAAGACCAGCUGCACAAAUACGUGAGGGAGCUGGAGCAGGCCAACGAUGACCUGGAACGUGCCAAGAGGGCAACAAUAGUUUCAUUGGAGGACUUUGAACAAAGGCUGAACCAAGCUAUUGAGAGAAAUGCAUUUUUAGAAAGUGAACUGGAUGACAAGGAGUCAUUGCUGGUCUCUGUGCAGAGAUUAAAGGAUGAAGCAAGAGACCUGCGGCAGGAGCUGGCUGUGAGGGAAAGGCAGCAGGAGGUGACACGGAAAUCAGCACCCAGCUCCCCCACUCUGGACUGUGAGAAGAUGGACUCAGCUGUCCAGGCCUCUCUCUCCUUGCCAGCCACACCUGUUGGAAAAGGAUCAGAAAAUAGUUUUCCCUCCCCAAAAGCUAUACCAAAUGGGUUUGGAACCAGCCCACUCACUCCUUCAGCUCGAAUAUCUGCACUCAACAUCGUGGGAGAUCUGCUACGCAAAGUGGGGGCCUUAGAAUCCAAAUUAGCUGCUUGCAGGAACUUUGCAAAGGACCAGGCAUCACGGAAAUCCUACAUUUCAGGGAACGUCAGCAGCGCCGUGCUGAGCAGCAACGGCACCAAGUACCCACACCCAGGGCACACGUCCUUCUUUGACAAGGGGCGUGAGAAGGUCAUGUUCCCCACCUUGGUCAUGGGGCCGUGAAUGGCUUUGACCAAGGGCCCCCCGGCCUGGGGGGCUCCCGCCCGUCCUCGGCGCCGGGAAUGCUCCCCCUGAGCGUAUGAGCCCCCGGGGCUUGGACUUGGAUGCUUUUCUCAGCCCACCUCGAGAAGAACUGCUCCUGAUUCCUCCCCAUUGCCACCCCAUUGCUGGAACAUGGCCCUGAGAGGAGAGCCCGAGCCCUCCAUGUCCUGUCAAUACAGUUUGUUUUCUGCUCUCGCUGUAGUGGACGUUCUGUGCCCCGGCCCCACCAGCUGCCACCUCUGCUGUGCUUGGGGACACUGAGUCCUGCUGUGCUUGGGGACACCGAGUCCUGCUCUGUCUGGGGGCCAGGCCCAGCUCGCCCCCUUGGCUUUCCCUCUCCUCUCACUUAGGUCUGACAGAGCCUUGUCCCCUCCUCUGCCAGGCUCCCCUGCCCUGUGCCCUGCCAGGCCCUGCAGCUGCUGCUCUCAGACCUCGUGGAAGUGCCCUGGGGUGCCAGUGGUGGCCCUGGGGCCGUUGGCACUCGGGAUCAGCCCCAGGCGCUGUCUCAGGAGCAGCUGCAGCCGGGGCAGUCAGAGCAGGGCUGGGUGAGCAGCUCCAGCCUGGCCAGGCCGGCUCCAUGCCCAGGCUCUGUGCUCAUCCCAGCCCUCCCUCCAGCUGGGCCUGGCACGGCUGGGCUGUUCUCCCUGGAGCAGGGGGGGCAGUGCCAGGGGCUGUGCCCUCAGGAGUGCCCAGGGCUGCCCCACAGCUGCCUGGCCCUGCUGGCCUCCGUCCCUCACCCAUGGGAGUUUAGGGAGCUGCUGUUCCCCUGGCCCCAGGAGCCCCUGCCAUCACCCCGUGCUGUAGGACUGGACUGUGCAGCCUCACCUGAGGGCUGCUCUGACGCUUUGGGGCGACUGAACCUUGUGGGUCUUUCAGGCAACACAUUUGUGUGGUUUCUCUGUCCAUGUGCCUCAGAGUCAGUGGAUUUUUAUUCUGAUCCAGCAAAUGGAGCCAGGGUUGGAGCUGAGGGUUCAGCAGUCGUUGGUCAGGGGCUCUGCAGCUCCCAGGUGGUUGAGUUACAGAUGCUGAGAAAAAAAACCCCACUGGCCCAGCAGUGGAGGUGGGAUUGUCCCUUUGCCAUUAGGGUUUGUAUGGUCCUUCCUUCCUGUGCAUCCUCUGCUGCAUUUGACUGUUUACAUUUGUUUUAUUGUACAUAGAUUUGUAAACAUAAUACCUUUGCCUGAGGUCUUUGUACAUAACUUGGGCUUUGUAGCUUUAUUUAUUCAGCCUCUCUCUGGCAUGUUUCCAUAGGAUGUACCGUUCCACCCUGGUGCCACUGACAUGAUGUGGUUUCAAAAGAAUGAAAACAAAUGAGAGUAAUCUUCCAAAAAUAAAGUUCUUUUAAUGUGGAAUCAGUGGAUUUUGCAGAA